This is a messenger RNA of Thecamonas trahens ATCC 50062, 1488 nucleotides long. RefSeq lists its product as uncharacterized. The record is from RefSeq and is a predicted model, not a curated record. The transcript has a single exon. Lineage: Eukaryota; Apusomonadida; Apusomonadidae. The coding region runs from base 1 to 1488 and encodes 495 amino acids.
AUGUCUCGGGUGAAGACAGUGCCACAUGCCGUAGCUGUGGGCCUGGUCUUCCUGCAGGUGCUGGGCAUUCUGGCGCGCGCGCCACUCAACUGGCCGGAGCCGCCCGUGCAGCAAAUUCUGGAUGCAGCCAACGUGGCUAAUGUUCAGCUGAGUCUGUUUGCCACUGAUUGCACCGUCAAGUCGUUCCUCGUGCGGUACAUGAUGUCUCUUGCGCUGCCACUGGUUCUAGCGGUGGUGCUUGUGAUGCUUGUGUGUGCUGUCAAGAUGGUUCCCGGACUCAUGGCGUGCUGCAUUCCGCGUGCCGCGAUGACACACGUGCCACUGCAGGCCGUGAUGGAGCGGCUGGUGGUCGUAUUUGGGCCACUGGUGUACAUUCCGCUCUCGCGCUCGGUGCUGGUCUUCUUUGAUUGCUCACAGCUGCCGAACAAUAGCUACGUACUCGAUGCAGAUACAUCGGUCCAGUGUUUUGGCGACGAGUGGUUGUCAGUUCUGCCGCUUGCGCUAGUCGGCCUUGUCGUGUAUGUGGCGGCUAUGCCGGUGUUCUUUGCGGUCCGGCUAUGGCGGAGGCGGCAUCGAUUGGAUGAUCCGGAUGUAUUGCUUAGACUCGGCUCCAUUUACAACAUCUACCUUCGCAAGUGGUACUGGUACGAGGUGGCGCAGCUGAUCAAGCGGCUGGGGUUUGUCUCGACAGCGCUGUUCUUCUCAAACAUCCUGGUGUGGCUCUUUGGAGGCCUCAUCGCUGUCUUUGGCGCAUCGGCUGUGUUUGUGCUCAAGUACAAACCGUUCCACCUGCCGAAGCAUAAUACGCUGGAGAUGAAGCUCGACGUGUGUGUGCUCAUCCUUGUGUGCUCCGGCAUGCUCUUUGUGCUUGACGACCACUCACGCGGCUCGUUUGUGGCAAUCGUCGUCAUUGUGGUCGCCACCAUGGCCUACGCCCUAGGCUCCAUCAUCACUGCUGGCGUGCACGAGAUUGGUGAGCGCAUUCGUGACCGCCACCGCGUCAGUGCGGCCCACCCAAUCAACGCUGCUCAUGACGAGGCACUUGUCCGCCACCUCGCCAUGCAUUUGCCGGACGUCAGAUCACGAUCUCUACGCGAACAACUCGGCGAGGUUCUGCCACACUCCUACUAUGACUCGCCCAACACCAGCAUCGCACUUGCACCUGUCGACGCCACCAUGCGCGUCGACCACGAUUCGAUGAGCUCGAGCUCGCGAUCGGGCUCGGACUGGGGCUCCAGCACGCGAUCGGAGUCGAGAAACUUGUCAAGCAAGUCGGGCCCGUCGCCAGCCACCAGCAACGACUCGCCGUCAGAGUCGCUGGUGUGUUCGGCGUCUGUCGACCUGUCGGACAUGCCACAUUCUGCCGUGCUAUCCACGCGCAUGAGCAACAGAUCAGGUAUGGGUGGCGAUGGCUCGAGAAGUUCACUGCGUGGCUCCAAGACGCGUAACCAGAGUCACGUUGGGCAGCGACGCAACUCGCGGCGGUGA